AUGAGCAUCGAAUCCCCUGAUUACUCAGAUCAAUCUAUCAAAGAGCUGUCGCAGAAAAUUGCCGAGCAAAUAGUAGCGUGGCCACCCGAGCACCGUCUGGUGGCUACGCCUCAAUCGACAUGGACAUUCACGCAGGGUUUUAUUUUGGGCCAGCUUUCUGUCAUCGUACUAUUCGUUAUGUUCAUCAGGUUUUUCAUUUUCAGUGAAAGCGCACCCACCGUACCGGGCAACUCGAAGAAAGUAAAUGUUCCUGUGUUGAAUGCACCAAAUGCAGCCCAGGAAAAUGAGGACUCUACGAUAGACACAAUUCUGGAAAAAACAUACUACGACGUGCGCAGCCACCAGCCCGAAUCCCUCGACUGGUUCAAUGUGUUGGUCGCCCAACUCAUAUCGCAGUUUAGAAACGAGGCCCUCAACAACAACAAUAUCCAUCGCUCGCUGAACGAAGUAUUUGGGUCCUCAAUCGUACCGGAUUUUCUCGACAAAAUCGUGAUUACAGAAAUAAGUAUAGGCAACGAUUUCCCCAUCUUCAGCAAUUGUCGGAUCAAGAAUACAGACGGACGACUAGAAGCCAAAAUCGAUGUCGAUGUGGCAGAUACGCUUACGUUAGGAGUCGAAACAAAACUUUUGAUCAACCAGCCAAAACCGCUAGCAGCGUCGCUUCCGGUCAGGUUGUCGGUCUCUAUUGUCAGAUUUUCUGGCUGUCUUACUGUCUCCUUAAUCAGCAGUGCUGAGGAGUCUGACGCUACAGACAACUCUGUCGGACUCAUGUUCUCGUUCAGCCCAGAUUUCCGACUCGAGUUCGAUAUCAAGUCGCUGAUCGGCUCCCGUACAAAGCUAGAAAACAUUCCUCGCAUAAGUUCUAUUAUCGAAAACACCUUGAGAAACUGGUUCAUAGAGAGAUGCAUCGAGCCUCGCUUCCAAUUUAUCAAACUGCCUAGCCUGUGGCCGCGCAAGAAAACGACUCGUCAAACGAGCACUGGCGAUGAAGACGAAACCAUAUAGACUCAGAACGGAUCUUCAUAAGGAUCAUCCUCAUCGUAGUCGUCAUCUUUUUCAAACUCGUAAACAAUGGCGCCUCCCACGGCUCCCAAGGACUGCUGCGCCUGCAAGAAUGGAAGGUCUACCUGUUCACGAGCCAGCUUCUGUUUCUGUGUGGUGGUCAAGUUAAAAGUCGUGAGAUUCUCCAACAGCUCGGCGUCGUCUCCGGCGACAACACGUUCCUGCUUGACUUCGUAUGCGUGAGUUAGUGUAUCUAUAAUAAAUGCAUACUCCAAAGCGCGGCCCGAUUUCCUUCUGUAAGUCAUCUUUGUCUCGAAAACUGGCUUGUUUGACACCCCAACCGGAAUCUCCAGCUUGUGAGACGCAACUUCCAGCUCCUCGUCUGUCAGUGACGAGUUUGCAGGCUUUAGCUCGAAAACUGUCGUUGCCAUGAACAGCAGCCUUUGAAGAGCGGUUGGCAUGUUCUGAGAGCCAGGCGCAGAAACCUGAGGAAUUGAAGUAUGGUAAGUUGCGCAGAGGACUGUAGUGGGCGAUAUUACCCCACGCAGGAAACUAUUAAGCUGAUUUUCAGGAAUAUAGUUGAUCGAAUCGAUGAUCACUAACUGUUUUGUAUUCUUGGCAACUUUUGCAAUAAUUUCCUCGGGAGACAGUUCGUCGCAAAACACAAACUCGUCCACUUCGGGUCGGUUGAGAGUCUCAAAGGAUAAGUAUGUGAUAGGAACGGAUUCGCU
This is a messenger RNA of Ogataea polymorpha, 1733 nucleotides long. RefSeq lists its product as uncharacterized. Gene Ontology annotation, biological process: phospholipid transport; mitochondrion organization. Bases 1 to 1005 code for a protein of 334 amino acids. NCBI's taxonomy places the organism in Eukaryota, Fungi, Ascomycota, Pichiomycetes, Pichiales, Pichiaceae. Gene Ontology annotation, molecular function: lipid binding. Gene Ontology annotation, cellular component: endoplasmic reticulum; ERMES complex. The transcript has a single exon. The record is from RefSeq and is a predicted model, not a curated record.